AUGCCCUACACCGGCGACGGGAGGAGUAAAGGCGGAGGGGGUGGAGGGUUGGCCAGCUGGUUGAGCGGUAGCGCGGGGGCAGCGGACGCACUGGGUCUAUCCCACGACCCAGAGACCCGCAAUAGCCCCGGGCCCGGGACAUCGAAAGACGCCACAACGCCAAACAUGACACCCACCCAACCCCAGCAAACACGUACCGGGCAAAGUACCGCCGGUUCGAACGUAGCGACCCCCAAAAGCACGACCGCCACCACCACAGCCGCAUCCCGCUUCAUGUCCGCCCUCUCCUCCCGCUUCAACCCUACCACACCCACAACCAGCCCCCUUCCCAGCGUCGCUACCGCCCACCCGCAAGACGAGAUAUGCACCCUCAACAUCGAAGCCGCUCUCUUCCCUUCGUCCCCGUCUUCGCCCUCGGGGGCGGCACGGGACGCCUUCUCACCCUCGGCCUUCAAAAACCUACACCUCAACGCCGUCGGUCUACUCAAUAAAAUGCAAACCGCCUAUCGCGAGCAAGCCGCCACGUUACGCGACCUCCAAGCGGAACGCUCUGCACAGGGGGACGAGGUCGAGGAGGCCGUUACGCGCGCAGAGCACCUCAGGAUACAACUGGAAGGCAUGGCACGGAAGGCGGCGGAGCAAGAACAGGCAAUAGGGGCGCUUGAGGCGGAAUUGGAGGGGGAGCGGAAAGCAAGAGCGCGGGCAGAGGCGGCUUUGGGCUGGACAGCAAGGCGAGCUCCAUCGUCUGUAGGAGAAGGCGCAUCGGUGGUGUCGGAAGAUUUGGGGGUUGAAGAGGAAAGGAGAAGGCAAAGGAGAGAAAGUAGACACCGGAAGAGCGUUGCUGAUGGUUUGUCGGGCGAGGAGGAUACUACCACGGACGACGAGAACGAUAGUGCGGGGAGCGAGAGCGUCUUCUCGAGAUCCCGGAGCCCGGCCCUACCUCUACAGUCGCCGCUACAACAGGCGCACACCGUCAGCAGUAUGUCGGACGCGGCAUCCAUCGUGGGGGUGGCGGAUGCGUCCGGGACCCCGCAGGUUGCGAAGACCCCCAGGAGUGGAUCAGUGAAUGCCACGCCCAAACAGAGGCCGAUGAGCGCGUUCCAGAAGAUUUUCAAGGGCAUCUCGCGCGAGGAUGCGGGAUGUUUGAAUUGCAAGGGGCAGGACGCGAGCGUGGCGUGGGACACGGUUGGCUUGCUGAGGGACGAGAACAGGCAUCUGAAGACCAGAAUUGGAGAGCUUGAAGUUGCGGUGGAAGGGGCAUUGGAUAUGGUCAACGGGAUUGGGCUAUAG
Molecule: messenger RNA, 1290 nt
Organism: Chaetomium globosum CBS 148.51
Lineage: Eukaryota; Fungi; Ascomycota; Sordariomycetes; Sordariales; Chaetomiaceae
Exons: 1
Coding region: 1-1290 (429 amino acids)
Source: RefSeq, a predicted model, not a curated record